GAAGGAGCUCGGGUUAGACCUGGCAAGGGGUUGUCCUGGAGCCGGAGACUGCGGAACUCGGGGAAGCCGGGGUGGAUCUCGCGGCGGAGAUCCUGGGUUUGCAUUCCCGCUCCGCUACUGGGGCGCUGUGUGACCUUGGGAAAUCCACGGGACCUCUCUGAGUCUGUUUCCUCCUCUCCACAAUAGAAAGGCCGAUAAUAAUAGUCACCGCGGGCCGCCCUAGAGGCUGCCCUCGAGCUCCUCGUGAGCCUCUUCCAGCACCUCGCUGGUGGGACACGGAGCCCUAUCCCCAUUUCACAGUCAGGAACACAGAGGCGCCGAGCUGUUUUGCAUGUUUUCUGGGGUGAUGAAGGGAGACACCCGGGCAUGGGGAACGGCUCUGAGCCAGCUGGAUGGGCUGCGGCAGGGCUAUUAAUAUCGGGGCGGCCAGGGGGAGUAGGGGAGAAUGUGCUGAGCCGGGAAACCCCGACACUACCCCGGCUGCAACUCAAUCCCCAGGGCACUCCUGGCCCCGCCGCCAGAGGGCGGGGCUCCGGCAGGAGGGGAGGGGCCUCCAGGGUGGGCGGGUCAAUCGCGCUGCGAAGUCAUCCGGGCUCCAGCGCCGCGGGAUUCCAAACGCCCCACGGCUGGUCCGUCGGUCCAAUCAACUCGCCGCGUCGGCCGGCCGUUCCCUUAGGGUCUGAGCCCUCGCCUCACCCCUUCCGAGCUUCUAUUGGCCGUGGCAGACGUCCGUCUGCCGCUAUCUCCGCCCCAAUACGGAAGCGGCCUAGUCCCCCGGCUCCGACAGCUGGGUGUCCAGGCCAUGGGGCAGCCCUGGGCGGCUGGGAGCGCGGACGGGGCGCCCGCGCGGCUGCCUCUCGUGCUCACCGCGCUGUGGGCCGCGGCCGUGGGCCUGGAGCUGGCUUACGUGCUGGUGCUCGGUCCCGGGCCGCCCCCGCUGGGACCCCUGGCCCGGGCCUUGCAGCUGGCGUUGGCCGCCUUCCAGCUGCUCAACCUGCUGGGCAACGUGGGGCUCUUCCUGCGCUCGGAUCCCAGCAUCCGGGGCGUGAUGCUGGCCGGCCGCGGUCUGGGCCAGGGCUGGGCUUACUGCUACCAGUGCCAAAGCCAGGUGCCGCCACGCAGCGGACACUGCUCUGCCUGCCGCGUCUGCAUCCUGCGUCGGGACCACCACUGCCGACUGCUGGGCCGCUGCGUGGGCUUCGGCAACUACCGGCCGUUCCUGUGCCUGCUGCUUCAUGCUGCCGGCGUCCUGCUCCACAUCUCCGUGCUGCUGGGACCUGCACUAUCGGCCCUGCUGCGAGCCCACACGCCCCUCCACAUGGCUGCCCUCCUGCUGCUUCCCUGGCUCAUGCUGCUCACAGACAAUCUGUGUCCUGCCACAGCUCUGACCACCACAAAGAGGAACAGCCACGAGCUCCUGAGGGCAGGCCCCACAUUCCUCCUGAGUCCUCAGUGUCCAUGCUCGAUAUUGUGCAUGUGUCUCCAGCAGCUUAGUGAGCACCCGCGCCUGCCUCCUGCUCAUCUCCACGGGGAAGUCCCAUCAACACCUCAGGCCCAAUGCUGUGGAAACCAGCCUCAUGGUCCUGCCUCCGUCACUGCCUCCCUGUCCAUCAAGUCACCUAGGUCCACCCCUCACAUCUCACCGUUUGCAGGAUCACAUGACUCUUCCCUAAGCUGCCUCCAGGGCCCACCCCGCGCCCACCCCACUGUCCCUCCUCUUCCAGACUGGGCACCCCGGUCCCCCAGGCCGGCCUCGCUCUUCCGUGGGUGUGAGGUGGCUUCUGCCAUUCCAAGUUUCACAUUUUAUGCCCUUUUUCUCCAGUACUUUUACAAUUUAUUUUUAAUCUAUCCAGAACUAAUUUUUGUGGCCGAUAUGAAGAAAAGGUCUGAUUUUCUUGCUUUUUUUUUGAGAUGGAGUUUCACUCUUGUUGCUCAGGCAGGAGUGCAAUGACACGAUCUCAGCUCA
This is a messenger RNA of Macaca mulatta (Rhesus monkey), 1966 nucleotides long. It is a transcript of the gene ZDHHC24, whose product is annotated as zinc finger DHHC-type containing 24. Gene Ontology annotation, molecular function: protein-cysteine S-palmitoyltransferase activity. Gene Ontology annotation, cellular component: Golgi apparatus; endoplasmic reticulum. NCBI's taxonomy places the organism in Eukaryota, Metazoa, Chordata, Mammalia, Primates, Cercopithecidae. The record is from RefSeq and is a predicted model, not a curated record. Gene Ontology annotation, biological process: peptidyl-L-cysteine S-palmitoylation; protein targeting to membrane.